Molecule: messenger RNA, 4768 nt
Organism: Diaporthe batatas
Lineage: Eukaryota; Fungi; Ascomycota; Sordariomycetes; Diaporthales; Diaporthaceae
Exons: 3
Coding region: 682-4668 (1328 amino acids)
Source: RefSeq, a predicted model, not a curated record
CCACUGUGUUGUGCGGAUCCCUUGCACCACUAGACCACAUACACACCGGGCUGCAUGCGGCACAACAACUUGCAGAGCACCUGGGCAGUCUCAUCAAGAGCAGUCUGGAGGGCGGUCGGUCCCCUCGCUUCGCCCCGACUCCAACCGCCCUAGCUCGGCCCUGUCUCGUGGCCUACGUCCCUAGCAGGACCCAGCCAACCUACCGACAAUCGUCCUUGUUCAACCACAUGGGCAACAAACAGUCACUUGGGCCCAUCAUCUAAUGCUAGCCUCGUCUGGUGCUGGCCAACGUUUCCCCUGCGAACCCGCCAGCCAGAUCCUGGACGGGGGGGACUCGACGGUCGGUUGAGUCCGUCAUCCUGCCAAACGCCCGCCCAGCCAUCUUAAUUUUGCACCCAAAAACCAGCCAAGCACUUCUGGCACUCCAGCAACACGCCCCCCCCCCCGCCGCCCGCCAGCACCAACACCAAUACCACCCACCUGUUCUCCCGAGCUGACCUCAUCCGGCCUUUUGGAGCCCAUCUUCUCUCCCGAGUCGUUUCCCCACCUCAUCUUAUACAUACUUAAGUAUAUACACAGCCUUCCCCAUACCACCUGCUUCUUAUCCUCCACCCACCCCUGCUUCUCGUCCUCACCUCGUCAAAUCCUCACCCCGUGUGCGCCCGCAUCUGGACCCCCAAGAUGCCUGACACGGUCUACCGCGAGUCCCGCAGCUACGUGCGGGAGCGCGACGACCCGGAUUCCGACGACGAUCGCUACAGGGCACCCACCGUCCGCCGCUACAAGGUCACUCAGACCCAGCGCGCCCCGGCCCCUCCCCCGCCCCCGCCGGUCGAGCAUGUAGAACGGAUCGAGCGCACCGAGCGCGUCGUCGAGGGCGACUUUGUCGAGGAUGAUCGUCGCUCCAGGUUCUCCACCCAUUCUCACCAUCUGCACCCCGGCCGCUCAUCCGGCGACUUGGUCGAGGUCGAUACCACACGGCGGGUAGAAAGGACCUAUCUGCCCGAGAGGCCGAGAUCCGCCUUCGAUCCGCCUGCCCAGAGGAGUACACAUGUCGUCGAGAAGGUCACGGAAAGGGAGCGAGGCAGAUCGCCAACACCCGAAUUUUACGACAUAAGCAAAACGAGGAGCGUUGUCCACGACGACGGCCGUACUGUCUACGAAAGGGAAAGGACCAGGGAGGUCGAGCGCGAAGAACCGUGGCCCGCGGAACGCCAGCGUACCACCGUCGAGACAAAACGCGUGGUUGAACGUGACGACGACCGCUGGUAUGACGACCGAGGGGACCGGCAACGAACAACUGUAGAGAAGAAGGUUGUUGAGCGGGACGCCGACCACUGGUGGGACGAACGUGAGCGCCCUAGGGACCGCGAGCUCGUCUACGAGAAGACAAAGGAGAUCGAGAGAGACCCGGGCCCGACCUCCCCGCGCGACUGGGACCGCCAUUCGCACUCUCCAUGGGACCGUGAUAACGUCGACGUCCGGGUCGAGAGACGCACUGAGAAGCGCGACGAUGGCGUGGACGUUACCGUACAGCGCCGCGUCGAGGAGCGCCGUGACGAGACACCUUACGGCCAAUUAGAGCGGUACCGUAAGGAGACCGAGUACUACGAGCCGGCACCCCCAGACCCCGCCCCAAUCAUCAUCCGCCAGCGCGCCCCGGAGCAGAGGAUCAUCGUGCAAGAAGCUCCUGAGCCAGCGCCCAUCAUCGUCCCCUACAGGCAGCAGCAGAAUACAGUGGUGGCGCGGCGGGAAGAGCCUCGCGAGGAUGAGUACUACUACCGCCGCAGGGAAACGGACAGGUAUGGCGAUCGUCGUGAUGAUUAUACUGUCGCUGAAUAUCGCCGUUCGCACUCAAGAGACCGCUAUUCUGACGGCUAUAGAUCUGACGAUGACGACUACUACGUCAGGAGGACAAUCAUCCGGCGUCAACGGAGCAAGUCGCCAGAGCAUCACCACAAGCUGCACCUGGCAGAGGGUGCGGUGGCUGGCGCGGGUCUGGCCGCUCUUGUGGCCUCUCGGCGCAAUGGCGACGGUGACCCUCCGUCAGGUCGGGGCCGCAAGGUCGUGGCUGGAGCCGCCCUGGGGGCCCUGGGCACAGAAGUAUUCAAACGCGCGCGCUCAGCUUACAAUGAACGUUAUGGUGAUGACGAUGAUCGCUACCGGGAUGACUACAGGCGCGGUCGAUCACGGUCGCGCGGCGGUGACUACCGUGACUAUCGUGAGUACCGUCGUGAUGACGAGUAUGAAGAAGAGCACGACCGCCACCACAAGAUCAAGACCGGGCUCGGGCUCGCGGCAGCGGCCCUGGCUGUGGCUGGAGCAGCUAAGUACUACCAAUCCCAGAAGAUCGAGAAGGAGGAGCUGCGCCGCGGACGCAGCCUCCACCGCUAUGACAGCGACUCGGGUGGCAGCUACUACAGCCGCUCCCGCAGCAGAGGGCCGGGAGGGCGGUCACCGUCUCGAGGCUCAGGCGUCGCCAAAGCCGCGGCUGGGACCGCUGCCGUCGCAGGCCUAGUUCAGCACUUCCGAAGCAAAUCCCGUGCCCGCCAGGCUGGUGGGUCCAAGUCGCGCUCCCGUUCGCGCCUCCGCACCGGCGCCGAGAUCGUUGCGGCAGGGCUCGCCGGCGCAGCGGGCAAGAAGCUGUACGACCGUUCCAAGGACAAGAAGGAGGAGCGUGAAAGGGAGCUCUCGGAUGAGGAACAUGAACGCGAAUAUCGGGAGCGGGAGCGGUCCAGAUCUCGGAGGGAUAGGUCUAGAUCGCGAUCCCGCUCCAGGUCGCGUAGCAGGUCGCGCUCUAGACCCCCCAUCCCGACAUCUGCCGCAGCCGCUGAUCCUGAGCUAGGUUUGGUUGAGUAUGGCGGCCACCCCCUGUACUCCGACCGAGAUGGACCGGGUUACGAGUCGGCGGAGGACAGGAGAAGGCGGCGCAGGGAGCGGCUGGCGAGGCAGAGGUCGCAGUCGAGGGGAUUAGAUUCCGACGAUGGAGUAUACGAUGCGAAAGAGGACAAGAAGGAUAAGAGGGCCAGGAGCAGAAGUCGCUUCAGGGACAUGGCUGCUGGUGCUGCUGCUGCAGGUGCCGCGGCAAUUGGGUUGAAGAAGUAUGGGGAUGCCAAGAAGGAUAAGGAGAGGGCUGAGUCGAGGACCAGGGAACUGAGCAGGGAACGAUCGAGAGAGAGGUCCAGAGAUAGGGAAGACAGGGAACGUGACAGGGAGGCCAGGGCGAGGGACCGCGCUGAGAGAGACAGGGACCGUAGGGAAAGGGACAGAGACCGCAGGAGUUACGAGGAUUCCAUUGCGGGUGGACCUCAAGACGCCUAUGACGCGCAACGGCCUCCGUCUCCACCGCACGCAUCCGGCGGUUACUUCGACCCUCGGCCACCAGGUCCCGCUCCUGGCACCGACACAUACCAGCAGGGUUUCACACAACAUCCUAAUAUGGCCUCUACGAACCUUCACGACACGUAUACGCCGUACAACCCUCAAGAAUACCAACCUUUCCCCCCGCCGCCGCCACCACCAGGGCCCCCGCCAAAUUCUGCAUCGACACCGACUGGAAUGCCACCGCCGCCAACGGGAGGGUACCGGCGAAACGACCCGGAUCAUGUGAGUAGUGAAAUAUCUGAUUCUUCUGUCAACGCCAAUGUCAACUUAAAGGAUGGGGACCACGGCCACGACCGUGAACACGGGCGACCCAAUAUUCGCCGCGAAGCUGAGGGUGCGUCUGGUCUCGAUGGUGUAAAGAAAUCUCGGAACCGCUCGUCAUCCCGGGACAGGGCGCCAUCAGCACCCUCCUCUGCUUUGUCAAAACCUGGACAACGUACGCCCUCGAGAUCACCGUCCCCGACUAGAACACCGUCUCACGUCCAAUGGGUUCCGCUGUCACCACAAUCCUCUCAGACACUGCUCCGUCACCGAGCUACCAAAUCACGUGAAAAUAUAGACGAUGAGGUCGGCGCAGCAGAUGACAAUGAUAGCGCCGUGGUACCGGCUCCCCGACGCUUCCGCAAGCGCCGGCGCAACUCGGACCCAAGCGCCAACCGCCCGGUGGUCGGCAGACACCGAAACGGACUGCCCGAGUCUGACCGGUCCAGCUCCGAGAGCGAGGACGAAGUUGAGGUCCUCCCCGACCGCUUCGACAACUCAGGGCGGCCCAUCGACCCCAACGCCCCGUCCAGCUCCAGGAGCGCACGAGUCCGGGGCGGGUGGACCGAGCGGCGCGGUGACUUCGAAUAUCGCUCUCCGCGUCCGGGAGGGACACAGGCCCGGGGCAUGUGGAGCGUCGGUGGGACAGACCCGGACCAGGUCGAGAGAAUUAUGCAGGAUGUCACGGGGCUCAUCGGUGAUGGCCCGCCCAAGGGCGUCAGCGGCUGGAUAGGACUAGCUGGGCGGUUGCUAGGGAGUGGUAUUCUUGGUGCUCACGGUCUCCCUGGUGCACAUGACGACGAGCAUGCUCACGACGAGGACGACAAGGGCCGUCGGGGUGGCGGUGGAAGGAGCAGGGAUGUCGGCAAAGUUGGAUAUGGGGGCAAUGGAAGUGAGAUCAGCCGCGACGAGAGGGGCAAAGGGAGACGGAGGAUAGACGACCAUGAUGAACUGGACGAAGUUGACGAGGAUGACGUGAUGCGGAUGGGACAAAGGCGGCGAAAGAGGCGUGAGGUGGAGUAAGGGACCACCUACGCGCUUUCGUCUGUCCUGGUAAUGAUUUGAUGACACCGUCUUAUGAUAUUUGCUUUUUUUAAUCUACAAUAUCAUCUUGAUCUUAUAA